CAAGUCUGCUUUUGAGCUCCGCGCGUGACAAUGUACGGUCUCGCAGGAACGUAAAUGCGAAAUAGAAGAAAACCGAACGGUCGCAUAUAUCCUCUUUGUGGGAAGCGCAAAAACCAGCGAUCAACGAAUCAGGCUGCUCUAUCUAUCCAGGAGGAAAGGUUAUGACAGAAGCAUGGAGUUCCCGGACCACAGCCGGCAGUUGCUGCAGCGUCUGAGACAGCAGCGUCACCAAGGUUUCCUUUGUGACUGCACCGUUGUUGUCGGAGAGGCGCGAUUCAAAGCGCACAGAGCGGUGCUGGCCUCGUGCAGCGUGUUCUUCCACCUCUUCUAUAGGGACCGGCUGGAGGAAAGGGACGUUGUAUGCCUCGACAGUGACAUUGUGACAGCCACCGCUUUCGGUCUGCUGCUCGAGUUUAUGUACGAGGGAAAGCUGGAACUCGGCGGUCUGCCGGUGAAGGACGUCCUGGCUGCCGCCGGUUACCUUCAUAUGUACGAAAUUGUCCGAGUGUGCGAAGGCAAGAUGAGCGAUAAGGAGCGGGUUACGCUGGAGGGAGGGGUCAGUGGGGGGACAGCGCUGGGCUGUAUGGAAGUGGAACGCUGUGACAGUGAACUGCAUGGCAAGCAGCUGUCGCCUUCUGCACAGCAGCAGUCGAGGACAACUCCAGUAGAUGAGCUUGACACAGACAACCAGCAAAUUGGGCCAGCUGUUGGUGAUUGUGAAAGGUCUGGAUCAAACAGGCAGAAGGCAAAUGGUCACCUCUGUGGGUCCAGAGACUUAAGUGUUGAGCCUGAACUAGUGGAGGUUUCAGAGACUUUCGUCCAAUCCACCAGAGAAACAAAAGCUGAUCUUGUUGGUCCCGUGUCCCCACCGCACCGGUGGUCCCAGGCUUUGGAUGACACGAACGGCGCUCUGGAUCUGUCUCUCAAGCGCCUGUCUGGCAGGGACCGCUUGCCCCCCUCUCGGCCUUCGAGACAGCUGGCCUUUUACAGACAACAGCGGGUCGCCAAUCUGGUCGUUAAGGACGAGCAAGGCUUGCUGUCAGAGCUGGGGGAUGGAGAGCCGACGGGCCAGGAGAGCCGGCGCUUUGGAACAGGUGCCAGGACCCAGGCUGCCCUGUUGCUGGGCAACAAAAGCCCCGCCUCCACCCUGCACCCUCAGGAGGAGGAGCAAAUGGAAGGAGAGGGGGAGAUGGAGGAGGGGAAUGCGGGGCAGCUGGAGGGCAGCAAGGAUCCAGAGGAGGAGGUGGACGAGGAUAUAGUCUCUAUAAACACCUCCACUCCUGGAGGGGUGAACCCUCCCCGUGGACGGCGCCCACGCCAGCCCCGCCUCUGCCCGUGCCCUCUCUGUGGUGGGGUGUUCCCCAGUCCCCACACGCUCCAGCUGCACCUCAGCACACACUUCCUGGUGAGGGAGGGGCCGUCCGGCAGGCUGCCCCGGGGCGGGGGCCCUGCACCCACCUGCCCGCAGUGUGGCAAGAGCUUCUCCUGCCUGUAUACCCUAAAGAGGCAUGAGCGCACGCACUCAGGCGAGAAGCCCUACGCCUGCGGCCAGUGUGGCAAGGGCUUCCAGUACUCACACAACCUGACGCGCCACGCCCUGGUGCACACGCGCGAGAAGCCGCAUGCCUGCAGGUGGUGCGAACGCCGCUUCACCCAGUCCGGCGACCUCUACCGCCACGUCCGCAAGUUCCACUGCGACCUUGCUGAGACGCUCGCCGUCGAUUGAUUGGGGAGGUGGCGGUCCUAGGGCGGCAGUGUAGUCCCAGAGGGUCGAAGUCUGUUCUGUCUCAGGUCCUCACUUAACUGAAGAUAUUUGGACCGGAAAUCAGCUCACCUGCAGCUGCCGGUGUAGA
Megalops cyprinoides (Indo-Pacific tarpon) is the source of this 1853-nucleotide messenger RNA. Its product is annotated as zinc finger and BTB domain-containing protein 42-like. The record is from RefSeq and is a predicted model, not a curated record. NCBI's taxonomy places the organism in Eukaryota, Metazoa, Chordata, Actinopteri, Elopiformes, Megalopidae. Gene Ontology annotation, biological process: regulation of transcription by RNA polymerase II. Gene Ontology annotation, cellular component: nucleus. The coding region runs from base 173 to 1726 and encodes 517 amino acids. The transcript has 2 exons. Gene Ontology annotation, molecular function: RNA polymerase II cis-regulatory region sequence-specific DNA binding; protein binding; DNA-binding transcription factor activity, RNA polymerase II-specific.